Heterostelium album PN500 is the source of this 1797-nucleotide messenger RNA. RefSeq names its product purple acid phosphatase family protein. The transcript is spliced from 2 exons. NCBI's taxonomy places the organism in Eukaryota, Evosea, Eumycetozoa, Acytosteliales, Acytosteliaceae. The record is from RefSeq and is a predicted model, not a curated record. The coding region runs from base 1 to 1797 and encodes 598 amino acids. Gene Ontology annotation, molecular function: metal ion binding; acid phosphatase activity.
AUGACAGAACUAACUUAUAGAGAGAAAGGAUUCUUGGCAUUCUUUCUAACACCUUUGUUUAGCAAAUUGUUACCUACCAGUAAAGUACAUCAUUUCUUUACUCUACUAAAGGCAGGUACGAUACUAUCGUUUGCUUUUGUUAUUUCAGCACUUUCAUCAUGGCAGUAUAUAGUUAUUGCACCAGUUCUCAUUAUUAUUUUUAUAUAUUUAUUGUUUGCCUCGUUAAUACAUCUUAGAGGUAUACCUCAGUCACAUACUCAUAUUGCUCUGAGUGAUAUUGAGUUGAUGCCAGGUGUAUCUGAAGCUCAUCAUAACAAUAGCAACAACUCUGUCGCUUGGAAUGAGUUUGAAGUCGAUGAAGAUGACUACAACGACUCGAAUGCUCAUGGUGAGCUAAACGAUAUCAACAGUAAGCCGACUUUUAGAGAUCCACGAGCUUUGUCCAGAGGCAAUAACAGGCUGGCAAAUGCAGUGGACAAUGUCAAGCGAACCGCCAAGAAUUUGGUCUCCAUCGGUUGGUAUAGGAAACAAUUGGCAUUGUCAAGAGAUGACAUAGUUAGAUCUCCAAAGACAUCGAUUUUCCUAAUGAUUUUGGUGCUGGUGUUUGCAAUUGUUGUGCCGCUAGCUCUAGACAGAGUAUGUGUUUGCUCUCAUCCAAUGACCAUAUCCGUUCGAUUGACACGUAGUACCUAUUGUUCAAAUGACGAGAUUUGUCAUCUUUAUCUGACGCUACCAGAGGAUCCGUCUCACUCGAUGAUACUUCAGUAUCAUACUCGUGACUUUCCUUCGGAUUUCUGUGUCACCGUUCAAUCGCCAUCCGGAGAGAAUACAACCGUUGGACGAUCUUUUAUACAACCGAUGGAUUCAAUCAUCAAAGAAGAGUCGCGAUACGUCUCUACUCAUUAUUUAGAUAAUUUACAACCAAACACUAUCUACUCACUCAGUGUUUGUUACAACAAAGGAAAGGUGUGUUCUCCCAUACACAAAUUUAGAACACUGCCUAUCGACAACGAUACACCCGUUAGAUUUGUAGUGGGUGGUGAUAUUCAGUUGAAUAAAGAUGCAAGGGAUCUGGCUGCCGAAGCUAUUAAAAAACGAUUUAGUCCAUUGCAUUUUGUGGUUAUUGGAGGUGAUGUUGCCUACGCCGAGGGUGUUCCUGCGUGUUACCAGCGAUGGGACGAGAAGCUCGCAUUUCUGAUAAGUAAUUUUGGAAAUACAUCGGAAGGACUAAUGCUGCCUUUCCUAUUUGCAAUUGGUAAUCAUGAAGCUGGUGCAUUCUUCCAGCCGAGAUCGAGUGUUCCUUUCUUUUUCAGAUAUACAUCAUUCACGGCAAAAGAUGCACAUAGCAGCCCUCAAACUCGAUCUUCAUAUCACAUGCAUCAACUGAGCUCAUUUGGCAGUCUGGCGAUAUUGGAUAGUUGUGUAAUCAGUUGUUGGGGUCCCCAAUCCACAUGGCUUGACGAUCAAUGGAGUUCGACCAAAGACAACAUAACCAAUAGAGUAGUAAUAUAUCACUCUCCAAUAUAUCCUGCAGGUUCACAGCCAUUAACAGCAAAAAUUCCGUCAAUGGGACAAUCCACCAUUACAAAGAUAUUCGAUAAAUAUAAUGUAUCAUUGGUAUUGGAAAAUCACGAACAUAUUUUCAAGCGAACAAAACCACUGAGGAAUGGCAAAGUGGAUGAAGAAAAUGGAACAGUUUACGUAGGUGGCGGAGCAUUUGGUAUAGGUUCUCGUACUAAACCUGGUAAUACAACUAAUUUACCAUGGUUCCUUGAAAAAAGAUCUUUAACAAAGUAA